AUGGGUGAUGCUGAUAGACAUAUUAAAAUGGAAAUUGAUUACUCAUCAGUUGUCGAUCAAAAACUUAAAGAAUGUGAUGAGCUUAUGAAAGAUCCAUCGAAAUUAAACGAAGCACUUGAUCGAUUAUUACCACUUGAAAAGCAAACACGUACUGCAGCUGAUGCGAUUUCUACAGGACGUGUUCUUGUUGCUAUUGUAAAAUAUUGCUAUGCAGGAAAACAAUGGGAAUUAUUAAAUGAACAUGUUGUUACAUUAUCCAAACGUCGUAGUCAAUUGAAACAAGCCAUUACAAAAAUGGUACAAGAAGCUUAUGAACUUGUCGAAAAAACACCUGAUUUAGAUACAAAAUUGAAAUUAAUUGAAACACUUCGUAAUGUUACUACAGGCAAAAUUUUCGUAGAAAAUGAACGUGCUCGAUUAACAAAAAAAUUAUCUGAUAUUUAUGAAAGUCAAGGUAAAACAAAAGAAGCCGCAGAAAUUUUACAAGAACUUCAAGUAGAAACUUAUGGCACAAUGGACCGUCGUGAAAAACUUGAAUUUUUACUUGAACAAAUGCGUUUAUGUUUAGCUAAACAUGAUUAUAUUCGAACACAAAUUAUAUCAAAAAAAAUCAAUAUCAAAUCUUUUGAAGAUGAAGCAUCACAUGAUUUAAAAUUGAAAUAUUAUGAAUUAAUGAUUGAAAUGGAUUUACAUGAAAAAAAUUAUUUUGAUGUUUGUCAACAUUAUAAACAUUAUUAUGAUACACCACGUAUAAAACAAGAUGCAGAAAAAAUGAAACAAGCAUUAAAAUAUGUUGUACUUUAUUUGGCUUUAUCACCAUAUAAUAAUGAACAAUCAGAUUUUUUACAUCGUUUAUUUCUUGAUAAAAAUCUUGAACAAAUUCCAAAAUACAAAGAUUUAUUACAACGUUUCAAAACUCAAGAAAUUAUUCAUUGGAAAGAUAUACUUAAAAAUUUUGAAAAUGAACUUAAACAUGGCAGUACAAAUGAACCAGCAACAACUGUUUUUGCAAAUACUGAAAAUGGAAAAAAAUGUUGGGAAGAUUUUAAAGUUCGUGUAGUUGAACAUAAUAUUCGUAUUAUGGCUAAAUAUUAUACUCGUGUUCGUACACAAAAAAUGGCUGAUUUACUUGAUUUAACUAAAGAUGAAGCUGAACAAUUUUUAUCAAAUCUUGUUUCAAAUAAAACAAUUAUUGCCAAAAUAGAUCGUCUUCAAGAUAUAGUUACAUUUCAACAAAAACAAUCUCCACAAGAAAUUCUUAAUGAAUGGUCGGUUAAUCUUAAUUCAUUAAUGACAAUUAUUAAUAAAACAUGUCAUUUGAUUAACAAAGAAGAAACAGUUCAUGCUGUACGAUCAUAA
Adineta steineri is the source of this 1359-nucleotide messenger RNA. The record is from the annotation of a GenBank genome assembly. Lineage: Eukaryota; Metazoa; Rotifera; Eurotatoria; Adinetida; Adinetidae.